AUCCACCCCUCUCCACUCUCAGCUCUCUCCUUCCUCCUGAGCAGAUUUUUUCAGGGCAGUGCAGAUACCCCCCAACCCCCCUUCCUCCUUCCUCUCAGACAGCUUUGCUCCACCAGUUCCACGCUGUGCCGGCCUGGAGAGGACUAAGGGAGCGGAAAGAGGAGCCAGAAGAGAGGAUUUGGUGAACCGAGGAGAGACAGACAGGGGAGAGGGACCAUGGCUGCUCUCUCUGCCUCGCUGAAGACCUGGGCAAUAAUGCAGACCCUGUGCCUGGCUCUGGCCCAAGUGAGGGGUCCACCUGGACCUCAGGGCCAGCCCGGCCCACCAGGCCCUUCUGGCACCCCUGGGUCUGACGGCAUUGAUGGAGAUAAAGGACCUCCCGGGCCCCCUGGUCCACCAGGACAGAAGGGAGAGCCGGGAGAGCCAGGUCCUGAUGGAACACCAGGAGAGAAUGGCAUUGAUGGUUUGAUUGGAGCAAAGGGGGAUCGAGGUCCUAUUGGGAGCCCUGGCCCCAAGGGUCAACCUGGACCAAGUGGCGAACCUGGACCUCCUGGACCCGGUCUUCCAGGACUGGCUGGCGCUCCAGGGCCAAUUGGUCUUCCAGGUGAAAUUGGACCAAAUGGACCAAAGGGUAUUUUGGGAUCACCUGGACCUCCAGGACUUCCCGGACCUCCUGGCAAGCCAGGUCCUCCGGGUAAGUUCAUUGGCGGAGAAGAGGGCAGUGCAGACUUCCAGUGUCCUCUUAACUGUCCAGCAGGACCUAAAGGCCCCCAGGGACUGCAGGGCGUCAAGGGACACAAAGGACGUGCUGGUACUCUCGGAGAGUCGGGUAGCAUAGGAAAAAUGGGUCCCAAGGGAGACGUGGGCAUCUCAGGGGAACAGGGCAUCCCAGGACCUCCGGGUCCGAUGGGUCUGAGGGGUUAUCCAGGAAUGAUGGGUCCUAAAGGCGAAGCAGGGCCUCGUGGUUACAAGGGCAUCAACGGACCUGUAGGAAUUCCUGGGCCUCCUGGUGAGGAGGGCCCUCAGGGACCGCCUGGAGAGGCAGGAGACAAGGGAGACAAAGGCAGCCGAGGUAUCCAGGGCCCACAGGGUGCGGUUGGCAAGAAGGGAGAGAAUGGUCUGCCGGGUAUUGAUGGAAAAGAUGGCACACCUGGUAUUCCUGGAAUCAAAGGCGGCCCUGGCCAGGCUGGGAUGCCUGGUCCUCCUGGUCCUCAGGGAACAGCGGGGUUGCCUGGCAGUCCUGGGACAAAGGGAGGGCCUGGAGCUAAGGGCGAACCUGGACCUAGGGGUCAUAUUGGCAUGCCUGGUGCCCCCGGACCUCUGGGUGAGCCUGGCCUUCCUGGUGAGCCUGGUAUGGAAGGAGUUCCCGGACCCAAGGGUGACAGAGGCCAGAGGGGAGAAGUUGGGCCACAGGGAAUAGUUGGCAAGCCUGGAAACAAAGGAGAGAGAGGACCAAUUGGUGUUCCAGGUGCCCAGGGUCUUAGUGGAACCAAGGGAGACAAGGGCUUCCAAGGAAAAGUUGGAUCGAAGGGAGACAUUGGUGACCCCGGCGUUGAGGGAUUGGCUGGCGAGAAAGGUGAAAAGGGUUUGUCUGGUGAACCGGGGCCCAAAGGACAGCAAGGAAUCAGGGGCGACCCUGGCCACAAUGGACCCACUGGAGACCCUGGUAAACCUGGAGACCUGGGACCACCAGGACUGCCCGGACCAAGGGGACUCAAUGGAGAGCGAGGAGUACCCGGCAUGCCAGGCAUUCAGGGGUCACCAGGACGUGAUGCAUCUGACCAGCAUAUUAUUGAAGUGGUGUUGAAGAUGUUGCAGGAGAGGCUAGCAGCAGUGGCGGUGAGCGCCAAGAGGGCUGUGCUUGGUGGAGCAGGUGUAAUGGGACCUCCCGGGCCUCCUGGACCUCCAGGGCCGCCUGGCCCUCAGGGCCCACAUGGCUUACCUGGCGCCCGUGGCAUUCCUGGCAUGUUUGGAGUACCUGGACAGAUUGGAAACACUGGACUUAAAGGAAAGAGAGGGCCAAAGGGAGAAAGAGGAGAUCCUGGUAAACCCCAUCCAGGACCACCAGGACCCCCAGGAAUACAAGGUCCUGCUGGUGUUGAUGGUGUGGCUCGGGACGGCAGGCCUGGUGAGAGAGGACCUCAGGGAUCACCUGGAGAGGCCGGUUACCCUGGUAAGGCGGGUCCGACAGGUCUCCCGGGCUUUUGCGAGGCGGCGAUGUGUCUGGCUGCGUCAGCAUACACCUCCCCGAGACUACAAGAGGCGGGAACAAUCAAAGGACCCAAUGUUUAGAGUCCUGUCUCUCCAUCAGCAGCUCACAACACCUGGGGGAGAGAGAGAGAGAGAGAGAGAGAGAGAGAAAGAGAGAAAGAGAGAAAGAGAGAGAGAAAGAGAGAAGGAGAGAGACCACUCUUCUCAGCGGGACAACAUCGAGAUCGAGGGGUGGGGGGACAAUAAUAGUGACUGGGUUAUAGCACCCCCUCCUGAAACUGACAACCUGAAGUUUUGACUGGUGGGACAUACUCUGAUCUUAAUCGCCCACGUCACCAUGACAACAGCAGCUCACAGCACCCACAUCCUGCUCAAUUCUCUAGUGUUUUUGGAUGAUGUCAGUGUCAGUCCCAUCCAAAUAUCCCAUCCCUGUUCCAGCAGUGAAAGAGGAACAGAAUCAUAUUCCAUCUCCUUGUCUCCCGCCACCACCACCACAGUUAUCUACUAGCUGAGAGGAGCUGAAAACUAGGCAUGGCGAAAAGGUGCUUUUCUUUUACAAAGUGGUCACUUUAAAAGGUUUUACAUAUGCAAUAUUUUGUUUGAGAUGUGUUUGAAGUUUAAAUGCCCUGCCUCUCUUGCAACGUCACACCUGAUGCCUUAAAAGUGUACAAAAAAACGACUAAUAAAUGAUUGCAGCCUAAAUUUACAGUACUCAGUAACUGUAUUGUAUUGCAAAAUGUACUAUUUUCAUCUGUAGGCUUAGGUGAAAUCCCUGAUUUACCUCAUGUGUACAUUGCCCCCCACAACCCUCCCCUCCCCUUCCCACUUUCUACCCAAGUCUCAUUUUAGAAACUAACGACUAGCUUUAUCUCCCCCUCUUGUUGCCUGGCAACAGCAUGUCCCGAUGGGCACUCCCAUCUCCCACAAUGCAGUGCUGUAAAUCUUUGUAAAUGUGUGUUGAUUAUUAUGUAGAGAAAAAGGAAUGGGUUACAAUAUGCACCAACAAAAAUCCUGUGUUAAUGAAUUCAGUGAGUAAUAAAAAGUUCCUACAGAUAUAACGACUUUUUCUCAAAACGAAUCAGCUGGAAUGUGCUUCCUAUGCCACUGUCAACUUUCCCAGGGUGUCAACGAUUGAAUGACUGAUUUAUUUUCAUCAACAGAAGCUAUUUAUUGUUCUUUAUAUAAUCAUCUGUAAAGAGGGUUUUUUUUCCUGGCUGUUCAGGUCAACCCGAACCAAUAAAGAGGAACCUUUUUAUAAAAUCUAAUGCUCUUCUCUAUCAUGUGGGGAGUGGAAACAAGUUUCUUUAGUUUGCCUCACCUCUUUCAGCUCCUUUUCUUUUCAAUUCUUCCAACCUUUAAAGGUAUAAAUUCAUACAUGUAAAUAAACUCUUGUGCUUCCA
Molecule: messenger RNA, 3611 nt
Organism: Micropterus salmoides (largemouth bass)
Lineage: Eukaryota; Metazoa; Chordata; Actinopteri; Centrarchiformes; Centrarchidae
Gene: col9a2
Product: procollagen, type IX, alpha 2
Exons: 32
Coding region: 217-2292 (691 amino acids)
Source: RefSeq, a predicted model, not a curated record